This is a messenger RNA of Varroa destructor (honeybee mite), 2875 nucleotides long. RefSeq names its product E3 ubiquitin-protein ligase NEURL1B-like. The record is from RefSeq and is a predicted model, not a curated record. Lineage: Eukaryota; Metazoa; Arthropoda; Arachnida; Mesostigmata; Varroidae. Gene Ontology annotation, molecular function: ubiquitin protein ligase activity.
GGAAAUGUUUUAGCAAGGCCUUCGCAGAGUCGCGAAAGAUUGCAGCGACUCUGAAGACAAAGGUAGACUCCGUUGGCCGUUCACCUGCCGUUGGAUGAAAACCCGCUACAAUCGAGAGCAGACGGUCUGCGAGAACGGCAGCAUAGUAAACUUCGUUGCUGUGUGACAUACAGGGACUAGGUGCUGAGAAGUGGACUGUUCCAAGAAACUGGUAGGUUUCUCUGCGCGGACUGAACUUCCGGAAUCUUCCAAGUCGUAGUUGAGGUGUGACCGAAUUGUCUGCUUGAUAAUCUGCAACAACGGGUGCGUCUCCGCUGCAUUUCUCCACGAUGACGGUCGGACCCAUCGGAUUUCAUAGGGUGCGAGGGGAAAACAUACGCGUUACCAACAACACAGCUAUGCGUGUUGAGAGUUUUAAUAAGGCCUUGUGUUUUACGGAUCGGCCGCUAAGAGCCAACGAAAAAUUGACCUUUCGUAUUUCACGGGUUACACGAGCAUGGAGUGGCACGCUUCGGGUAGGCGUAACGAUACACGAUCCCGACACAUUCGAGGACAACCUCCCGAAGUACUGCUGUCCUGACCUCAACAUGAAACCUGGAAACUGGGGAAAAGCUGUUGAAGAAGCUCAUGCUCUUGAAAAUAAUGUACUUCAGGUUUUCUACACAUCACAAGGAAAUGUGAUGUUGAAGGUGAACAGUAAUGAUCCGGGAGUAUUUCUUUCCGGAGUUCGUACCGGAGUGCCCCUUUUCGUGUUGUUCGAUGUUUACGGAAACACGCUGGGUAUUGAAUUGGGCGAGGUACAGCUGCGCAAUUCGACAACUCCAGCCGGAACAACUCAAGCCGUAAGGAAUGCAGCAUCUACUCUAGUUCCUAGUCAACGUUUGAACAAUACGAACCUCCGAAGCGAGUGUUUCCCCAACAUCGCUUUACAUCCCGCUCAGUUAUCGUGCAUUAACACAAGUCACGUUCAGGCGUCGUCUAAUGUAGCCAAUGGUUUAAUGGACUGUCCAGGAGGUUUAGUCAUGACAGAAACAGCAUUGCGUGCCGGUCAGGCACUUAUCGUAAAGUUGGCAGACCUCCACCGUGAAGUGCCAAUGAACCUCGCCCUGUCAGCUGCCACAACUGAUGAAAUUCGACGCUUCAAUAGCCUUGACGAUCUCUAUGAUAAAACAUAUACAGUUUUGUUUAAGAGCGGUGUUACAACAGCCGGAGAAGAGAUAGCCGUUGUGAUUUCCGAGCAAGGCAUUGUACAUGUUUCGCACGCUAAUAAGAAAUGGCUUCAGUGUGUCUACGUUGACCCGGUCGUACAAUUCCGCGUUGUGUUUGAUAUGCAAACGGUGAAGAAACUAUCGGUAGUCGGUAUCACGACUCAUCUACAGGCGCCCGCGAACCAGAUUGAUGGGGGCGACGGCUCAAGCAAAAGUGAGCAAAAGAAAGCCAGCGGAAAUAACUCUGACCGCGCACCAAUCGAUUGCGUCAUCUGUCUCGAGAAUCUCCGCGAUACGCUCCUUAAGCCUUGUCUACACUUCGUCCUGUGCGGCGGCUGUGCGCGAUCCCUCUCCCAGAGUGACCACAAGGAAUGCCCAAUCUGCCGUAAACCCAUCAAGGGCACGGAAAAGAUUUACAUGAAUUAAGUAGAUGAACAGCUCUGUGAAGAUCUAUCAAAUGUAUUUGUGUGAUGAGCACAUGGUGAGUAGGUAGAGCCCUGAAAAUUUCAUUGUUUUUUUUCUAAGAAACUAACGCGUAACGCGUUUGAAUGACAUACUUUAGAUCUAAAUUGCAUCGUAUAAUAACCAGUGAAAAUAGACAUUGGAUUAAUAUUAUGCACUUGCACGAACCUGACUUUAGCAGUGGCUAAUGCAGUAGUAAAACAAUAACUUCAGAAUAAAACAGAAAAAAACUUCAGAGAGCCUCUGUUAGUUUUUGACAAAAUCAAAAUGCACAGCUAAACUGGACGUACAGGAAAGAUAGACAAGGAAUCAAACAAGGAAGUAAGAGCAUUAGUUUUUCAGAUGCAACUAUUAAGAUGGGAUGCACACACGUUCACACAAACGUGCGCGCGCACACACACACUUACGAAUGGUGGUUGAACAUUAAGAGGACGCAAUAAAAGAUUUCACGUAAUAAAUAUUAUAUUCACUUACAAAUAUCCACAAAAAUUUAGUCGAUAAGUGCAUCAGCUAGAAGUCUUGAUUGUAGUUGCGUGUGGAUUCGUUCGAAGAAAAUCGCGUUUACGCGUGUUGUAACUACGACAAAAGACGCUUCAACGAAAACUUCUGGUUGUCGAUAUCACUUGGCACAUAGCACUAUUGAAUUAAGGCACAUAGUUCAUCCGUUCGUGUAAAUUCGUGAAAAUCUACUUGGGCUGUAGGGACUUGACAUACGGUAUAGCUAUAAGGAACUAUUUUCCUAAAAUCAAGAGAUUGAUUGGUAUAUUUACAGCAAUAUGUGAACGCUACAUUUUGAGUACUUCAAAAACGUCAAUUAAAGAUUGAUUGCUGCUUUACGUGAUCGUGUUGUUGCCAGUAAUGCUGAUCUACUCGUGCUAGGCCCGGUGUGUGUUCGGCUAUCUAACUGAUGUGAUAAAUCCAUAUUGUGACACACGACGCGUUGAGGCUAAAGCUAGCCUAAGUUUCAAGCAGCACCCAUUACUAGCUGCUUCCUAUAAUCCUCUGUGCGAACAGGCGUCGAUUCAUAACAAGCGCUCGGGAGUAAUAUUUAUAUUUUCUACCGUGUGUAAAAAUUGGGAUAUUCAUACAUCUUAUAUUGAGCUAAUGCAGGCACGCAUGAAACUUGUACAAUGGUAAACAAAGUGAAAAAAAGAUGUAAUAAACGAUAUUGUUGAAAACAAUGGUAAACAAAGUGAAAAAAAAAA